GGGUCACGCGCCUGAACCGGCCCAUGCCAAGCCACCGCUGCUACAAAAAUUUAGAUCGAAGCUUCAGAUCCAGCGUCGACGGCUUCAGAUCUCACAUCGCAGGUCGAAAAUUUUCUUUCACUUAAAGAAAUCUCUCGAUGUCUGAGGAGAGCGGUUCCGUUCUCGGUCGCCUCGGCGACUGGAGGCGAGCAUUCCUUUGGUUGGAUCUUUGAAUCCGAAGUCAAAGACGUCGCCACUGCUUUCGAUUGCUCUCGUUCUUGUGGGUACGUUUCUUAUAAUUGGAUACUGUUACCAUGGAUCAGGUGGUAGUCAUCUCGAGUCCGUUAGCAGGACGGAAGCUACAGGUGUGUCCUGCACAGCAGAAGUUCAACGAGCAAUACCCGUUCUUAAGAAGGCAUAUGGUGACAGCAUGCGCAAAGUUCUGCACGUGGGUCCUGAAACUUGUGCUGUGGUCUCAAAUUUGUGGAAAGAAGUUGAUACCGAAGCUUGGGGUGUGGAACCAUACGAUCUGGAGGAUGCUGAUAGUAGCUGCAAGAGCCUUGUGCGCAAGGGCAUUGUUCGUGUAGCUGAUAUAAAAUUCCCCCUACCUUACAGGCCAAAAUCAUUUUCACUCGUCGUAGUGUCAGAUGCACUGGAUUAUUUAUCUCCAAAGUAUCUUAACAAGACCCUUCCAGAUUUAGCAAGGGUGUCUGCGGAUGGUCUUGUUAUCUUUACCGGUUAUCCAGGUCAACCAAGGGCAAAAAUUUCUGAGCUAUCAAAAUUUGGAAGGCCGGCCAAACUUCGGAGUGCUUCCUGGUGGGUUAGAUAUUUUUUUCAGACGGGGUUAGAAGAGAAUGAAACAGCCAUGAAGAAAUUCGAGCAGGCUGCAACCAAGAAGUCAUACAAGCCAAGGUGCCAAAUUUUCCACCUCAGCUCAUACAGUUGAACUUGCUUUACAUCCGAUUACACUUCCACGCAAAGCAAAUUCCUUCAGCAACCAUCUGAAGUGUAUCCAUUUUGGAGGUUUGCAUCCAACCUUGUUAUAUGCUCCAAUUGAAGAUAUGUUGAUAGUUAUUAAUUCAAUUACUCUGGAGUAGAGAAAUUGAUUUGUUUCAUUGUAAGGAUAUAGUCUUUAGAUGGCUAAUAUACAUACUUUUUAGAUGCUUUGUUACAUGAUUGUGCUAACAUCGUUGAGCUAUUACCAGCGCUCAGAUGCCUUUUGUUACGACUACUGAUGGGAUAACAUCAUAAUAACUGGUGGUGAAUGUCUCAGGUUUCUGUAGUUUAUCACUUC
This is a messenger RNA of Asparagus officinalis (garden asparagus), 1273 nucleotides long. RefSeq lists its product as uncharacterized. The transcript is spliced from 7 exons. Lineage: Eukaryota; Viridiplantae; Streptophyta; Magnoliopsida; Asparagales; Asparagaceae. Bases 410 to 925 code for a protein of 171 amino acids. Gene Ontology annotation, molecular function: methyltransferase activity. The record is from RefSeq and is a predicted model, not a curated record. Gene Ontology annotation, biological process: pectin metabolic process.